AUGACGGAUAGUUCAGGGACUGUUGACUCUGUCGUCGUAAGUGACACAGGGGAUGAUCGAUGUGUUGGACCAGCUGGAAGUGGAACUGCCCCCUCAAUGGACGACACUGAUAUGCAGGAAGUAAACAAAACUGCUACAAGUGUCGAAACGAACUCGACAGAAGAUACGAAGAAUGCAAGUAACAAGAAGGCGGGGACAACGAAAAAAAACAUAUGUUUUCCAGAACCUCACGCUAUAGCAACUUACUCGGAAGCGCCUGAUCCAUGGAAACAUGCUGAAGUCUGGAACAACAAAGAUUUGAUAACAGCAUACAGACAUGGAUGUGAACAAAACAAUGUCAAACCUUUGAGUAAAGUUUUGAAUCAGUUACAGGGUAUCCAAAAUACAGGAGAGAGGCAUGAACUCCUUACCCUUAAGGGUGAGAAACUUGAAAUUCGCCACUGUGAGAGUCUGGAGGAGGUUUUCAGGAGGGUACAGUUCAAGUGUAUUGACUUUGAAGCAUGCCAUCUGGAUGAUGAGACGUCGGUGGCACUGUUUGACAUGAUCGAAUAUUAUGAGUCUGCUUGUAAAGUCAACAUGUCUUUCAAUAAAAAUAUUUCCGUGCGAGGAUGGCAGUCAUGUUCUCGUAUGAUCAGGAAGACACCAUGCCUGUACUUCCUUGAUGCAAGAAACUGUGAUUUGAAUGAUCGUCUCAUCCCUGUAAUGGGUCGAGCAUUGAGGAUGGGAUCCUUCCUAACUACCCUACAUCUGGAGAGUACAUCACUGUCAGGCAGACCCCUGGUUAUACUAGUGGCUGCAUUAAAGAUGAAUGAGAUCUUGAUGGAGCUGUUCCUGGCUGAUAAUCGUCUGAUGCCCAGUGAUGGGAUUCAACUUGGGAACCUACUGAAGUACAAUCACAAGCUACAACUUCUGGACAUAAGGAACAACCACCUACAGGACAUUGGAGCUAGCCAUGUUUGUGAUGGUUUGUGUGAACAGAACCUUGGUAUCGGCUUACAAACGCUUGUCUUGUGGAAUAACCAGAUCACUUACAAUGCCAUGGCAGCUGUGGGCAAAGCAAUGGCUGCUACAGAUAGUGUGGAGACGUUGAAUCUUGGCCAUAACAAUGUCACCAACGAAGGAAUCCACCUGAUGAAGGAUGGUCUUCUCAAGUCCAAGUCUCUCCUCAGGAUAGGUCUACAGGGAACCAAAGUCACAUGUGAAGGUGCUGUAGCCUUGGCGGAGGUAAUAGCAGACAGUCCUCGACUUCUCAGGCUUGAUCUGCGGGAAAAUGAGAUUAAGACAGCUGGUUUGAUGGCCCUGUCUUUAGCCCUCAAAGUCAAUGAGACAGUCACAAGACUUGAUAUGGACCGUGACACCAAGCGAGAGUCGGGAAUGAAAGAUUUUGCAGAGCAACAGAGGAGAUUACAGCAGGACAUUAGUAACUUCCUGGAGAGAAACCAGGGCCUAGCACGGAAGAGGACGGAAGAAGAGAGACUCAAUUUGGAGAGGACCAUAAAGGCAGAUACUCGACCUGGCCGAUCAGACUCUGUAAUUGAACCAGCAGAGUCGGCCAAGGAGGACGCUCAAACUAUUGCUUCAUUUGAUAAAAUAAAACGUCCAAUGCUUCUUGUUAUGGAGGACAAGGAAGCUCAAAAAACUCUUGACUCUCCACACGUAAAGCCGGAGAACUUACCUAGCAGUGAUGAUGAGGAUGGAACUGUCCUGCCUUCUAACAAAGUGUUGGCAAAGGCUGGGGCUCCUCCAGCAGAAUUGCUGCUCAGUCCACAAUACUGCACUGUCAAAGCUAAAAAACUUUUCACAGUGUCUCGUGUUGCAGGACCACCCCAUCUGUCCCUUGCCAAUGCCGAUGUGAGUGCUGGUCACUCUACUUCUUCCCGGCUGGACAGCGUCCUCUCACCAUCUGAUACCAACGACAUGAUCUCGCAAAUGAGUAAUGGGACCCAUGUCAUGUCCCAGGGUCUCUCAUCAAAAAACAUAACAAGUCCUUCUGAUGUCACUCUUAGUAUACAGGCAGAGAGUGUUAGUCACAUCAUAGAGGAGAUAGUGACAGGGGCAUCACAGGAGGCUGCAAAGGAGGAUGGAAGUGGCGAAAAAACAUUCCAGGAAAGUGUACAAAACUCUUGUUCAGAAUCGGGAAGCAUAGCAAGUGAGGAUGUAGAUUCACAGGAUGCAGUGGCAAAUGUUGAUGGGAACAACCCAUCCUUAUCUGACUCUAUAGAAAAUAAAUGCAGUGUUAUGACAGACAAUGUGACUCGAAGCAAUAGUGAAACAGAGGUAGUUAGCCAAAAGAGUGUGAUUUCAGACAGUAGUGACAUGGAAGUGAAGGAGUCUGCUGAUCUAAAGACUAGUGAUAGUGACUGUGAUAUUCAUAAACAAAAUGAGGAGACUUGUGUUUGUCUCGAUAGUGCAAUAAGUGUUGUAAGUAAGGGGGAUAACUGUGUAGAGAAUAACUCCAGUAUCACUGACAGUGUGACUGGUAGAUUAUCAGGAAGUAUACCUGAAUUAGACGUUACACAUUGUGAUCAAAUUGAGGAGAAUAGUGAUAGAAAUGAUGGUGUGAGUGAGGAUUCCCAAGAGAUGCACACUUUGUCUAAAUGUUUACCAUGUGAUAAACUGAAACAAGAGAAGGACUCUGGUAUAGGUAGUUAUGAAAAUGAUCGUGAUUGGACAAGGCUUGAUGCUCCCAGUAAAGGAAUGAAAACCAAUGGUUGUGACAGUCAAACUGAUGGGUCAAAUUUACCUAUUACCAACCCGGACUUUUACACUAACUUGACAUUCAAUGGCUUAACACAGGAAUUAGCAAGUGCUUUGGAAAAUUUGGAAAAUAAAUCUUUCUCAUUUUUUUCAGAUGAAAAUUCAAGUGGCACUAUUGAUGAUUUUGAGAAAGAGUUGGAUGCAAUGUUAGCAGAUGUAAAAAGUGGAAAUAAUCUAAACUUACCUUCCUGUUUGACAACAAACAAAGAGGAAGUAACCCAGGACUGUACAGGGACUGGAACAUAACACUGGACUACGUCUAACAAUACCUGUACAAGCAAGAUAAACCCUGCAAUGUCUUGUGAAAAAAAUUUC
Messenger RNA from Ylistrum balloti, 3072 nucleotides. RefSeq names its product protein phosphatase 1 regulatory subunit 37-like. Bases 1 to 3003 code for a protein of 1000 amino acids. Gene Ontology annotation, molecular function: protein binding. The transcript is spliced from 13 exons. The record is from RefSeq and is a predicted model, not a curated record. Lineage: Eukaryota; Metazoa; Mollusca; Bivalvia; Pectinida; Pectinidae.